AUGGAGGAAAAUUGGAUGGAUGGUGGAUCGUUCAAUGGCGGCAGCGUCAUAAGCGGAGGAGAUGCGGAUAUGGAUGUGGAUAUGGAGAUUGAUGAUGUAGAUGGAUCAAAUCCACACGAUGUCGCUCAAGAUGAUAACGAGACAAUCGAAAGGAAUGAUGGUGAAACCGAUAACGAGAGUUCCAAUGAGAGCAACUCAUCCCAGAGCGAUGAUAGUGAGGAAGAAGAUGGCAUCCAUGAAUACACAUUGCCAGCAUACUUGAACCCUGAUCUUGUCAAUGAUCAUCCCCACGAGCAUUCUCCUCAACCUCAACUAUCGACUUUGCAGCCUUUGGAUUCGAACAUGCAUAAUCCGCUACCCGUAUACUUUGACUGUAACAUGGAUGAUUACCGCAUUGAUGAGCCACAUGUCAAAGCUAGCGUUGAUUUAUACCGAUAUUUCGUUGAGCAUGGUGCACCUAGAGCACUCUAUGAGAGUGUCAUCGAACGUGUCAAUACGUAUAUUGGGGACCGAGCAACGCACCUCUGUAGCCACUAUUUGGCAGGCAAGCAUUUGGAAAGAAGCUAUCCCAUUUUACCUAAUACGUAUGAUAUGUGCGUAAAAGGAUGCUACAUGUUCAGCAGCGACGAUGAUCAUGGACGCGACCGUUGUCCAUAUUGCCGUACGGAACGAUUGAAUCCAAAAGGAGCACCAUUAAGAACAAUCAAGCAGUUGUCUUUGUCCGCACAGCUAGCACUUUUGGUGAGAAACAAGACGACGCGUGAACAGCUAAAAUACCCGUUGACUCACGAGAAACCAGAAGAUGAUGAUAGUGAACGAAUGGACGACGUAUUCGAUUCACAGCUGUUUCAAAAAGUAUAA
Lichtheimia ornata is the source of this 861-nucleotide messenger RNA. RefSeq lists its product as uncharacterized. The record is from RefSeq and is a predicted model, not a curated record. Lineage: Eukaryota; Fungi; Mucoromycota; Mucoromycetes; Mucorales; Lichtheimiaceae. The transcript has a single exon. The coding region runs from base 1 to 861 and encodes 286 amino acids.